CCAGUGCUAGUCACCUAUUAGCUAGUGUUGGCUGACUGCUGUAGUCCUGCUGAUCACCUCCUACCAGUGCUGGACCUCAUCUGCUUCCGAAUCCUGAGAGUACACUAGAAUUGCUGAACUUUGUCUGGACCAAGUCUAGCCUCCAGCACCCUCUUUCCUUACUACUUGCUAAGCCUUGACUGGGCUGAACUAUAGACUUUCCAUUACCCAGUGAGGCUUAGUAACCACCAACCCAAUAGUCCUACUCACCGCGGCUUACUGAACCCUGACUGCACCGGUAGUGUCCGCUGCUGCUCCCUGCUGCUCCUUGAGAGUUGUAGAUCUGACAGAUAGGGGGCGCCUGUGACUUUUCUUUAGGAUCGGAGGUGGGAAUGGCAGCUGGGAGCAUCACCACCUUACCGACAGGGCCCGAGGACGGAGGCAGCAGCCCGUUCCCUCCGGGAAACUUUAAAGACCCCAAACGGCUGUACUGCAAGAAUGGGGGGUACUUCCUGAGGAUCAACUCAGAUGGGAGAGUGGACGGUGCCCGGGAGAAGAACGACUCGCACAUUAAAUUACAGUUACAAGCAGAAGAGCGAGGCGUGGUAUCUAUCAAAGGAAUGAGUGCAAAUCGCUACCUAGCGAUGAAAGAAGAUGGAAGGUUAAUAGGCUUGAAAUGCAUAACCGACGAGUGUUUCUUUUUUGAACGUCUGGAAGCGAACAACUACAAUACUUACCGCUCACGGAAAUACAGCGACUGGUACGUGGCACUGAAGCGAACCGGGCAGUACAAAAACGGAAGCAAGACGGGACCCGGACAGAAAGCUAUUCUGUUCCUUCCAAUGACAGCAAAGAGCUGAUCUUGUGGACACUUCCAACAUUUUGUACAAAACACUUUGUUUAAUAUUAAAGAGAAGAGUAUAAAUGCAUUUCCGAUAGUAUUAAAAUGUGAUUGAGAUAGAAA
Molecule: messenger RNA, 943 nt
Organism: Spea bombifrons (plains spadefoot toad)
Lineage: Eukaryota; Metazoa; Chordata; Amphibia; Anura; Pelobatidae
Gene: FGF2
Product: fibroblast growth factor 2
Exons: 3
Coding region: 372-839 (155 amino acids)
Biological process (GO): animal organ morphogenesis; positive regulation of gene expression; positive regulation of cell population proliferation
Cellular component (GO): cytoplasm
Molecular function (GO): fibroblast growth factor receptor binding; growth factor activity
Source: RefSeq, a predicted model, not a curated record